AUGCGGUCAUUCACAUUGCUUUUGGUCUUUUUGACUUAUUCUCAAGCACGUGUCAUUUUGGAUCCAAUCUCAUUUGCGACCUACGAUGACGGUGUUGCUCGUAACACUUUCUUCCCGUUGGCAGCCGCCGCUUACUCAUCGAAUCCACAGACUUGUCUCUCUGCGAAAUUCACCAAUUCUCAGCUUCGCCGUCAAUUGAAUGUGCAAUGUGACGCUGGUGGUAAAAACGAUAUUUGCUCUGCUUACACUGCACUUCUUCCUGAUAAUAAAGCCAUUGUUAUCAGUUUCAGGGGAACUCAAGGUUUCCUUCAAUUGCUUGAGGAAGCUGACAAAUCAGUCUUCCAAUCGCAAUCUCAAUGGAUUGCCGGUGGAAAAGUAUCCAAAUAUUUCGGUGAUGCAUUCAAUACCCUCUGGAAUGCUGGAAUGAAGGAUGAUGUGAAUAAUCUCAUUCACAAAUAUCCAACUUUUGAAGUAUGGGUAACUGGACAUUCAUUGGGUGGAUCAAUGGCUUCUCUAGCUGCUUCUUAUAUUGUUGCAAACAAAAUUAUAACUGGAGACAAAGUGAAACUGAUCACUUAUGGACAACCAAGAACUGGAACAACUCCAUUUGCAGUGGCUCAUGAUGCUCAAAUGGCUUAUUCGUACAGAGUUACUCACAAUAGAGAUAUUGUUCCACAUAUUCCAAAUGAAGGAAUGGAAGAUUAUAAGCAUCACAAAGCUGAGGUUUUCUACAAAGAGUCAAUGAAAGCUGGAGCAACAUUCAAAGUAUGCUCAUCAGCUGAUGAAAGCAAUGAUUGUUCGAAUGGAUUAUUGAUAACUGCAUCUGUGUCUGACCAUCUCACUUACUUCACUAAAGAUGUUUCUCAAUGGGGAGAAGCUGGAUGUAACUGA
This is a messenger RNA of Caenorhabditis remanei, 891 nucleotides long. RefSeq lists its product as uncharacterized. The transcript is spliced from 5 exons. Gene Ontology annotation, biological process: lipid metabolic process. The record is from RefSeq and is a predicted model, not a curated record. NCBI's taxonomy places the organism in Eukaryota, Metazoa, Nematoda, Chromadorea, Rhabditida, Rhabditidae. The coding region runs from base 1 to 891 and encodes 296 amino acids.